AUGAAUGAUCUCGAAGCCAAGUACCGGAAUUGCGAACUCGUGGGAAUUGCAGCCAGUGCGGAGAUUCAGGCUGUGGCGAGACAGGUCGCAGAGGAGAAUAGGCGGCUUCGGGCAUUGUUGGUGAAGCAUGGUAUUGCAGUAAGUGAAAUUGAUGGAGAUGGAAGUGGAGCGGAGAAAGCCAGAGAACUAGAAGGUUUGGUGGGAAGGAGGAAAAGUUGUGGUGGCGAAGGCAGUAGAGACCCGACUCCGAAUUUGGAGUCUUGCGAGAAGUCGCUGGAGGAAAUGAGACAGCAGCAUGGUCAGAUGCCUGAAAGAGGAAGGAGAUGGUCGAGGGAGAAGUUGGCGAACUUGAGGCCUUCUCCUGCUGCGGCUGGCACCAGCGAGCUGGGGUUGGCUACCGCGAGUGCCACUGUGGUCAGCCCGCUGGCUGAGAAUCCCUAUACACCUGAUGCUGUAAUCGCAUAUGCACAAGCACCGUCGCUCGAGACAUACGAUCAAUACCCGGACCAAAGCCAUGUAAGCGGCUUCGCUCAAGACUGGCCACAUCCUCAGAACGUGGAGCAGUGGCCUCAAAGCACGGUCCGGGAUCCUCAACACCGGUCAUGUAGGGACCUCGCAGAGGCUAUCAGAUAUGUUCGGCCGACGUUAUCGCAGCAGGAAUUGGAACAGCAGAUGGGGUGUCAGCCUGGAAUCGAUUGCAAGGUACCGAACUAUGAGGCUUUCGAUCUUAUGGACCGGCUUUCUGAGGAUGCAAGGCGAUGA
Molecule: messenger RNA, 762 nt
Organism: Cercospora beticola
Lineage: Eukaryota; Fungi; Ascomycota; Dothideomycetes; Mycosphaerellales; Mycosphaerellaceae
Source: RefSeq, a predicted model, not a curated record